This is a messenger RNA of Sinocyclocheilus rhinocerous, 1199 nucleotides long. It is a transcript of the gene tnfrsf18, whose product is annotated as tumor necrosis factor receptor superfamily, member 18. Gene Ontology annotation, biological process: positive regulation of cell adhesion. Gene Ontology annotation, cellular component: external side of plasma membrane. Gene Ontology annotation, molecular function: protein binding. The record is from RefSeq and is a predicted model, not a curated record. Lineage: Eukaryota; Metazoa; Chordata; Actinopteri; Cypriniformes; Cyprinidae. The transcript has 6 exons. The coding region runs from base 18 to 797 and encodes 259 amino acids.
UCUACCACUGUGAUACAAUGGACACAGCUAAGCUCUGGUUUAUGCUGCUCUGUGUUUGUGGCGGCUGGAUUUUGAGUCUGGCUUAUAUAGACUGUGACUGGACCACUGAGUAUGAAUAUGGAGAGAAAUGUUGUACAGCUUGUCCUUCAGAUCAGUAUCCCAAAGUAACAUGCUCAGAGAACAAAAGUGACAGUGUGUGUGAGAAUUGUUUAACAGCUAUUUCGGCUAUGGACAAAUGUUUCUGCAAUGAUAAUCACGUAUGUUCUGAUGAUAAAUGUACAAAUUGUGACCCCAGGGAAAAAUGCAAACCUGGACAUCAGCUGAGGAGAACUGGUGCCUUUGAUUAUACAUACUUUUGUGAGUCAUGUCCAGAAAACACUUACAAUGAUGUUGAGGACAGCACGUGUAAAUCCAUUACAAAAUGUGCUGGUGGUGAAAUCUUCCCUGGAAACCAGACCCACAAUGCAAGAUGUGGCCCUUCUGCAGAAUUCACAACAGUUCACCCAGGAGACCAAGGGGCACAAAACAAUGGGAGUCAGACUACUCAUCCUUUCAUGCUGGCCUGUUUAGCAGUCACUGUGUUGACCUGCCUGGUUUUUAUCAUGUAUACUGCUUUUAAAAUUUUCAGAUACAAGAUGCGCACAAAAAUAAGCAAACCGUCGUGCACACAUAGGAUGGUAUUGCCCUCAGAUACAUGCAGUUGCAAAUUAUCCAAGGAGGAAGAGGGUGAGGAAAAGGACUCCAAGACAGAGCUCUCGGAAGUCCCUUGCAAGCAUGAUGUCCACAGAUUUCCUUAAAGGUUCUCUGUAUUGUGAAGAACACUGCACAAAGGUGUCAUCAUCUCAGUUUCAGUUUUUGUAAGUGUAAAAACUGUUAAAAGAUUCAAAGUUUCUACAAGAGCAGAGAACAGUUUGCAUUAUGCAAUUAAGCAACGUGUGUAAUUAAACAUUACAAAUGUAAGGUUUCACAAGAGAUUUACCUGGGGAAAUAGUAAUAUAGAAGAAAUACCUCAUAAGUAUUGGACCAAAGAUUAACAGACACAACAGCAAGCCUUUUUAGUAUUUAAUGCUUCAUAUUUGUCUUUUUUUAUGAUGUUCGUCUGAUUUUUUCUUUUGUCACAUGAGAACUAGAUAGGGUGGUUUGUCCUGUUUGCUUGUAUGUGCCAUUUCUGCUUUAAUUUUAUAGUUAUUUCACAUCUG